UGUAAAACAGUAAGUGAAAUAUUAUUCCACAGAGUUUGACGAGUGUGGUGGUGGGAUGAAAAAAUAGUGAAAAAAAUUUGUAAAUCUGUGUGACGUUUCACCACUAAUUCGGCACUAAUUUCACGCAACGAGAAUUUAAAGAAAUUUCUGGUGGAACGUUUUCGAUUAAAAAGUGAUAAUAUUGACACAGGUGUUGCUCAGAGUAUCGGCAAAUCAUCGUUCGGUAGAUUCAGGAGAGAAUUUCGACGAAUGUUAAAUGGCUAGCGACGAGCCCGCUCCGAUGUUCGAUCAAGAGGUCGACUGGAAAAUAGCGACUUCGAUUUAUCAAUUCCAUGCAACUGACAUCCAUGGCAAUGACGUACACUUCAGUAAAUAUGAGGGACACGUUGUCGUAGUGGUCAACGUAGCAUCCGAGGACGAAAAGUCAACCUCGGAGCCGGGCACUUCGGAAGAAAUUUUAGAAUAUGUAGAACAAUUUUCCUCUGCGAAAUUUGAAUUGUUCCAAAAAGUUGAUGUCAAAGGAGACGCUGCCCACCCCUUGUGGAAAUGGCUGAGAAUGUACCUUGAGGAAAGCUACAAUCAUGAUAUCACGGGGAAUUUCGGCAAAUUUGUGCUUAACAACGGUGGCCAUAUCAUAUGCUACUUCGGGCCAAACACUCUCCCCAGUUCUCUUGGAGUAGUCAUUGCAUCUUACGUUUGAGCCUUUGAUUCAGAGUCGCUGAUCGUUUAACGAUUAUUGGAGAAUGAUUAUAUAAUAUGCGAUUAGCACAAAGAGUCGAUUUGUUGUGAAAAAUAAAUUUCAUAGUUCUGAAAGAAAAA
Venturia canescens is the source of this 819-nucleotide messenger RNA. Its product is annotated as phospholipid hydroperoxide glutathione peroxidase-like. Gene Ontology annotation, biological process: response to oxidative stress. Gene Ontology annotation, molecular function: glutathione peroxidase activity. The record is from RefSeq and is a predicted model, not a curated record. The coding region runs from base 257 to 700 and encodes 147 amino acids. Lineage: Eukaryota; Metazoa; Arthropoda; Insecta; Hymenoptera; Ichneumonidae. The transcript has 2 exons.